GACGUUUAGAGAAGUCGGUACUGAUUGGUCGUUCGGCUGCCUUUAGUCGGUAAACUUCUCUCCGCUGCUGUUCCGGGUUACCAGCAGCAGAAAAGAUUCACCAUGGACCUUGUCCUGAACGUUGCUGACUACUACGUCCUCACUCCGUAUGUUUACCCGUCAUCGUGGCCUGAGGACGAAGCCCUGCGGCAGAUCAUCAGCCUGCUGUUGCUAACCAACCUUGGGGCUGCCGUCCUGUACCUGGGCCUGGGAGCCAUCAGCUACUUCUUUAUCUUUGACCACAAUCUGAUGAAACACCCACACUUCUUGGAGAAUCAGGUUUGGAGGGAAAUCAAAUAUGCAAUGACCUCUCUGCCCUGGAUCAGUAUUCCCACCGUGGCCUUGUUUUUCGCUGAAGUCCGAGGUUACAGCAAACUGUACGACAACGUCAGUGACUCACCGCUCGGAUGGCCUGGGCUUUUCCUCAGUAUGAUCUCGUUCCUGCUCUUUACCGACAUGUGCAUCUACUGGAUUCACCGCUUCCUGCACCACAAGCUUAUUUAUAAGCUGUUCCACAAGCCGCACCAUCUGUGGAAGAUCCCGACUCCUUUCGCCAGCCACGCCUUCCACCCGGUAGAUGGCUUCAUGCAGGGGCUCCCGUACCACAUCUACCCCUUCCUCUUCCCUCUCCACAAGGUGCUCUACUUGGCGCUAUACAUUUUCGUCAACAUCUGGACCAUCUCCAUCCAUGACGGCGACUACCGCGUCCCCGGAGGUCUGAUCACCAUCAUCAACGGGUCAGCCCACCACACCGACCACCACCUCUUCUUUGACUGCAACUAUGGCCAGUACUUCACUCUGUGGGACAGACUGGGAGGCUCCUACCGGCACCCGUCGGCUCUGAUGGGGAAGGGUCCUCAUGAUCUGAUUCGCAAACUUCAAGCUGAGGGAAAGUUAAACGGUGACAGAGCGAAGGGGCAAGUGAAUGGACAGAGAGAAGUCACAUGUAAGGACGAGUAAUUAUUAAUAACCGCUGAAAGUGAUCACUAUUUUUGUAAAGACAGUUUGCUACACCCGAAUGGAUCGGAGAAUAGUUCAUGUAUGUGCCAAAUAAGCCAUGGUGAGACUUUGAAUUCUAGUGGAGAAGGGGCAUCAUAUUGGGAUUACUACAUUCCACCAGUCAUACCCACAGGUAGGAGCUAGAGUGACAUCUGGAACUGGGGUUAUUAUUUAGCAGUACUUGAUACAAUCUAAUCAACAAAAUAGUAUACACUAUAUAUAAUAGUAUAUAGUAUAGUAUAAUACUUGAGACACAACAAAAAGUUGGAGCUCCUGGAGCUGCUACACAAUCAGUGACAGAUAUAAACCAUAACUGGAAGUUUAACAUAAAGACUUUGAGCUGGAUUCACAGGAAUCAACUUGUGCGAAAGUUUCAGUAAUUAACGCAUCAGUGUCACUUUGGAUUGAAUCUGAAAAAUGUGCACAAAAGAAACGCUGCUAUUUUUUAAACUAUUCUUAUAAUUGUCCGUUCUGGCUACUCCACUAGGCUGACUUUGUUCCUCCUCUGUUAUAUACUUAGACAUGAGAGAUGCAACUCUGGAAAAUAAAUGUAUUGAGGCGAGUACUGCAUAAGCCUCUUAAAGCUCCAGGUUAGCUUAAAUUCUGCAAAAAAUCAUUUCACAUGUACAUAUCCACUACUGUUCAAAAGUUUGGGGUCACCCAGACAAUUUCAUGUUUUCCAAGAAAGGGUUUUUUAAUCAUCCAUUAGCCUUUCAACAUGAUUAGCUAACACAUUGUACUAUUAGAAUGCAGGAGUGAUGGUUGCUGGAAAUGUUCCUCUCUAUCCCUAUGUAGAUAUUCCAUGAAAAAUCAGCAUUUUCCAACUAGAAUAGUCAUUUACAACAUUAACAAUGUCUAGACUGUAUUUCUGAUUAAUUUCAUGUCUUAACUGGAAAACUGCUUUUAUUUA
Messenger RNA from Amphiprion ocellaris (clown anemonefish), 1948 nucleotides. RefSeq names its product lathosterol oxidase-like. Gene Ontology annotation, molecular function: oxidoreductase activity; iron ion binding. Lineage: Eukaryota; Metazoa; Chordata; Actinopteri; Pomacentridae. Bases 103 to 999 code for a protein of 298 amino acids. The transcript has 5 exons. The record is from RefSeq and is a predicted model, not a curated record.